UAAAAUGAACACAAUUCUGCAACUACGAGGUUUGGAUACAAAGGCAAAUGCUGAAGAUAUCCGAAGCUUUUUCGGAGCGAUCCAUAUACCAGAAGGUGGAGUGUUUAUUUUCGGAGGGGCGCUUGGUGAGGCUUUUAUUGCUUUUAACACCGAGGAAGAUGGCAUGCUUGCAGUGCAACAAAGUGGACAAUUCCUUAAGGACUCAAAGGUGGACUUGCAGAUUAGUAGUAUGAUGGAGGUUGAGCACAAAUUAGACAUAUUUCUCAAGAGAAAGUUUAAACAUCGGGAAAAUAAGAAGGCUCGUAAUUUCUCAAGUAAUGGAAUAUUACCUGUACAAGUUAAACCAGUUGAUCCAAGGUCAGCCUAUGCUUCACCUUCUGAUACAACACAGCUUGAUACAGGGGCUGAAAAAACUGUAAACAUGAAUACUCUUGACUCAAAUGCAAUUCUUCUUGGCGUUUGCACUUUACUUCAAGGACUUGCACCACCUGAGGCAAAAACUGCCCCAUGUGACUCCCCAGCAGAACUGCCUCUUUCCGAUCCACCUAACCCUGGUUUUAUCAGGGUGUUUGGACUACCCUGCAGCACCACUAAACAAGACAUAUGUGUUUUUUUCCAAGGACUGAGUGUCAAGGAUGUUUUAUUGAAUGUAAAGCUGGGAGUAAACCGUGGUUGUAUGGUGAAGUUUGAGAGUUUCCAAGAUGCUACAGAAGCCCUAAAUUUUAACCAGAAUUCUUUGGGCUCUGCAUGUGUGGAGGUACGGACAGCAACAGAGAAGAUGUGGCUCAGUGCGCUACGAGAACAUAAAGAUGGUGGUUGUGAGGUUUUAACAGUAGAGCAGGGUCCUUUAAAGGAUACUGUAAACUAUUCAAAAGUUUCAGAGUGGCCAAGAAAGAAACAAUACAAACACAAUAUAGACUCAAUACAAAAAACAUCAAAAAAAAUGAAAAACUGUCAAACCACAGACCCAUCUGAUAAUAUGGACUAUAUUAUCAUGGUCAGUCAUCUGCCACUGAAUAUUGUCAAAACUGAAAUAAAAGAACUUUUUGGAUGUCCAGAUAUUGCACACUCAAAUGUUCUCCAUUUGCUGGAUUCUGAAGGGCAACGGACAGACAAAGUUUUUGUAAAGUUUGACAAACAAGAAGAUUAUGACUAUGCUGUAAACCUCAGUGGGUGUCAUGUGGGCUCCAAUGUGAUUGAGGUCUCGCCAAUAACCAAAGAAGAGAUGACAAAAAUGAUGAGGUCCCAAAAACCCAAGCAAAACCCACGGUCUAGGAAACCACAUCAGUAUGGGAAAGUGGACAAUAAAGAUGCACAAAGCCACGAAGUUGACAUAAACGAACGAAGAUGUCUGUAUUUAAGAAACAUGCCUGCGGAUGUGCGGAGGAGUCAAAUCAAAGGGCUCUUCACUGAAAACAAGCUGAAGGAAGAAGACAUCACAUUGUUGUAUGACAGUGAUGGUACAUGUAUUGGAGAGGCUGUGGUUCAGUUUCAGUCUCAAACCAAUGCUGCCUUGGCUUUAAUGCAUCAUGGAAGGGAAUUCCUUGGAAGCAAAAUACUACUUACUCCCAUUAGUGUGCAGCAGAUGCAGAAUAUAUUGUCAAAUUAAACUCAUUUUGUUUCAGCUUUAAAAGUUCUGUUGGUGUUUGCAAGA
Periophthalmus magnuspinnatus is the source of this 1654-nucleotide messenger RNA. RefSeq names its product RNA binding motif protein 12Ba (gene rbm12ba). Gene Ontology annotation, molecular function: RNA binding. Bases 5 to 1609 code for a protein of 534 amino acids. Gene Ontology annotation, biological process: regulation of RNA splicing. The record is from RefSeq and is a predicted model, not a curated record. Gene Ontology annotation, cellular component: ribonucleoprotein complex; nucleoplasm. NCBI's taxonomy places the organism in Eukaryota, Metazoa, Chordata, Actinopteri, Gobiiformes, Gobiidae. The transcript has a single exon.